Messenger RNA from Daldinia vernicosa, 1074 nucleotides. RefSeq names its product Prefoldin, subunit 3. Lineage: Eukaryota; Fungi; Ascomycota; Sordariomycetes; Xylariales; Hypoxylaceae. Gene Ontology annotation, biological process: protein folding; tubulin complex assembly; microtubule-based process. Bases 150 to 779 code for a protein of 209 amino acids. Gene Ontology annotation, molecular function: tubulin binding. The record is from RefSeq and is a predicted model, not a curated record. Gene Ontology annotation, cellular component: cytoplasm; prefoldin complex. The transcript has 6 exons.
GGUCCAUGCUCCUAAUUUUUCUGCUUGCGAGCUGCCAAUAGGUGCCCACCAAGGCACAACAAGAGACUAACUAUCGGGACUGCCCGGCGAUUUGACCUAGUCUACUUCCACUCAUAAUGCGCUGAAGGGCGUUGCACGAUAGACACAAUAUGUCAGCCAUGUCAGCCAAAGGAAAAGAAGCGGUCGCCCAAAAGGAUGUUGGCGCGACCACGAACCCGAGAGGAAUACCCCAGGCGCCGUUCGUUGAUAAAGUCGAAGACUAUAUCACCUCAAGAGACGAUGUCCAGUCUACGCUACGCAGCUUCCAGGAGAUGAUCUCUAAAUAUCAAUUUAUGGAACUGAAUUUGCAAAGGAGGGUAGCUGGACUAAAAGACAAGAUGCCCGAUAUACAAAAGACUCUAGAAACAGUCAAGUUCCUGAAGACAAGGACGGAGGAAUCGGACCCGAUCGAGACAACGUUUGAGCUUAACGACACUUUAUAUGCGAAAGCGUCCAUACCCCCUACUGAAGAGGUGUACUUAUGGCUUGGUGCAAAUGUAAUGCUGGCAUAUCCCGUCGACGAGGCCGAGACCCUUUUAACGUCGAAAUUAGCGGCUGCAAAGCAGAGCUACGCCAAUUGCGAGGAAGACCUGGAUUUCUUAAGAGAGCAGAUUACAACUAUGGAGGUUGCAGUAGCACGAGUGUACAACUGGGAAGUUGUUCAGAAGCGAAAAGAAAAGGCAGACGAGGAACGGAAAGGGAAAGGGACUGAGGACGGUGAUGAGCAGCCAAACGGAUGAAGGGCUACAGGGUCAGUUGCAAGCUGUUAGGUCGGCCGACUAAACAAGACAUACUAGGCACCAUCUUUACCAAUAAGACCUCCUGCCUUUUUACCAUAUCCCAAGCGAAAGGUUGAUGGGAAUGUAUGUGGGUUUAAUCUUAUUGUCUACUCGUGCCCGCGUGUUGAUAACACACAAUAUGACAAUUCUUUCCGACCUAAAGAUGAGAAUGGCAAUUCGCUACUUACGUUGUUCUCAUCGAAUCUAUAAACUUACCUUAUUUUCCCUAAUGUUGUUUGACUUUAGGUUACGUAUA